Phyllopteryx taeniolatus (common seadragon) is the source of this 7385-nucleotide messenger RNA. Its product is annotated as dedicator of cytokinesis protein 9. Gene Ontology annotation, biological process: small GTPase-mediated signal transduction; positive regulation of GTPase activity. The transcript has 53 exons. Gene Ontology annotation, molecular function: guanyl-nucleotide exchange factor activity. NCBI's taxonomy places the organism in Eukaryota, Metazoa, Chordata, Actinopteri, Syngnathiformes, Syngnathidae. Bases 256 to 6570 code for a protein of 2104 amino acids. The record is from RefSeq and is a predicted model, not a curated record.
CCAGCUUGCACAGAGUGGAGCGACUAACAAAUACAGCAGGGCUCUCCUCUGCGUUUGCAUUUAUUAAUUCUGCAGCCAUCCUGCACUUCAGGCUCGCCACGCUGGCUCUUGGCGCCUGAACGUCGGCGCUCCCUCCCUGGAUUAGAAGCGUUAGAUUGCAGGGUCAGAUCAUGGACUGGGGAGGAAGAGGGCAAAAGGGACAAAACUGGGUCACUCGCAGGCUCUCCUGAAUGAUGCCGGAUUGGACCUGGAGGAAUGGGGUGCACCACCAGCACAGUCGUCUUUAAUGGGCUGCGAACUGUCUUAGAGAGGAACUGUAGCGGCUACAUCUGUAAAGGAGCUGCUGAGCCCAUUGGGCCAACUGAGGUUGAGCGAGCGCUGAGUCGGAGGGAGUCUCGUAUCUUUCCGACACCGAGAGUGCUUAAGGUAAAACCUAAGGUGAUCGAGCCGCUGGACUAUGAAAAUGUUCUGGUGCAGAGGAAGACUCAGAUCCUCAGUGAUGUCCUCAGAGACAUGCUGCAGUUUCCCCUGGAGGACUUUGAGAUUUUGACUUUGAGGCGGCAAGGAAGGAGCCUCUACCCUACAGUGCCUGACAAUGCAGAGAGAGAGGCUCAGAGUCUGUUUGUCCAAGAGUGCAUUAAGACCUACAAGACAGACUGGCAUGUUGUCAACUACAAGUAUGAAGCUUAUUCGGGAGACUUCCGCCAGCUUCCAAACAAAGUUUCCAGGCCUGACAAACUGGCAGUCCAUGUCUUUGAAGUGGAUGAGGACGUUGACAAAGACGAAGAUACAGCCUCACUUGGAUCUCAAAAGGAUGGGAUCACCAAACAUGGUUGGCUCUAUAAAGGCAACAUGAACAGUGCUAUCAGUGUUACCAUGAGGUCAUUCAAGAGAAGAUAUUUCCAUCUGACACAGUUGGGAGACGGCUCUUACAAUUUAAACUUCUACAAGGACGAGAAGAUCUCCAAAGAGCCCAAAGGAACCAUUUUCUUGGACUCCUGUAUGGGCGUUGUUCAGAAUAACAAGGUUCGGAGGUUUGCUUUUGAGCUGAAGAUGCAAGAUAAGAGCGCCUACCUGCUGGCUGCAGACAGUGAAGGGGAGAUGGAAGAUUGGAUCAACACGCUCAACAAGAUCUUACACAGCAGCUUUGAGAUCGCGAUGCAGGACAAGAGGAAUGGAGACAGCCAUGAUGAUGAUGAUCUUGGAAAAUUGGACAGUUCUUCUGGCAGUAUGGACAGUUUUCAGAGCACAAGAGAUAUAGAGUCAAGGAUGAGGAACGAAACAAGAUUGAAGCUUUUCACCCUUGACCCUGAUACACAGAAACUGGAUUUCUCAGGAAUAGAACCAGAUGUCAAGCAGUUUGAAGAGAAGUUUGGCAAGCGCAUGCUCAUUAACUGCAAUGACCUCUCUUUUAAUCUGCAAAGCUGUGUGGCUGAGAAUGAGGAGGGACCAACAACAAACGUGGAGCCAUUCUACGUGACCCUUUCACUGUUCGACAUCCAAAAUGGAAGGAAGAUCUCGUCUGACUUCCACGUGGACCUCAACCACCCAUCUGUCAGGGGCAUGAUGCCCAAUUUUGAGAGACAGUAUAUAAAUGGAGGAGGAGAAAUUAUCCCUGAAGGUCCACGAUUGAUCCACGGAGUGCCAGACACAGUCAUCCGCUAUCCUCGACAGGGAGUGUUCUCUGUAACAUGUCCCCACCCGGAUAUCUUCCUGGUGGCUCGCAUUGAGAAGGUGCUGCAGGGAGGAAUCAAUCACUGUGCCGAGCCUUACAUGAAGAAUUCUGACUCCACCAAGGUGGCUCAGAAAGUCCUGAAAAAUGCCAAGCUGGCAUGUAACCGCUUGGGCCAGUACAGGAUGCCUUUUGCUUGGUCAGCAAGGCCGUUGUUCAAAGAUGCUUCUGGGACUCUUGACAAAAGUGCUCGCUUCUCACCUUUGUACAGACAGGACAACAACAAGCUGUCCAAUGAGGACAUGCUCAAACUGCUGGCUGACUUCCGAAAGCCAGAGAAGAUGGCCAAGCUUCCUGUAAUCCUCGGAAACCUUGACAUUAACAUCGACAAUGUUGCCCCCGACUUGACCAAUUGUGUUACCUCAUCCUACAUUCCUGUGAAGCAGUUUAAUGUGAGCGAGAAGAGCCCCAUCUUCUUUGAGGUGGAGGAGUUUGUGCCAUACAUAGCCAAAUGUUCCCAACCUUUCACCAUCUACAAUAAUCACCUCUACGUCUACCCCAAAUUCUUGAAGUACGACGGCCAGAAGUCUUUUGCGAAGGCUAGAAACCUGGCUGUCUGCAUUGAGUUCAUGGACUCAGAUAAUGAAGAUGCUUUACCACUUAAGUGCAUCUAUGGGCGGCCUGGAGGACCUCUGUUUAGUAAAAAUGCCUUUGCUGCAGUAUUACAUCAUCAGCAGAACCCCGAGUUCUACGAUGAGUUUAAGAUUGAGCUUCCAACCCAACUCCAUGAGAAACAUCAUCUGCUCUUCACUCUCUACCAUGUCAGCUGUGAGAGCAACAGCAAAGCCAGCACUAAAAAGAGAGAGCAGGUUGAGACGCAAGUGGGUUACGCCUGGCUUCCGCUACUGAAAGACGGCCGUGUGAUCAUGAACGAGUGUCACAUCCCUGUGGCGGCCAAUCUGCCCGCUGGAUAUCUCAGCUGCCAGGAAGGUGCAAGUAAGCAUUCGGGUCCAGAAGUGAAAUGGGUGGAUGGAGGCAAACCUUUAUUUAAAGUGUCGACUCACCUCGUGUCCACCAUUUACACUCAGGAUCAACAUUUGCACAAUUUCUUUCAUCACUGUCAGAGCAUAACAUCGUCACCUCAGGCACAAGGAGGUGAACUAGUCAAAUACCUGAAGAGUCUGCACGCCAUGGAGAGUCACGUGAUGAUCAAGUUCUUGCCCACUACACUGAAUCAGCUGUUUAGAGUGCUGACCAGUGCCAGCCAAGAAGACGUGGCGGUCAACGUCACAAGAGUCAUGAUCCACAUUGUAGCCCAGUGUCAUGAGGAGGGAUUGGAGCACUACCUGAGAUCAUAUGUGAAGUUUGUUUUCAAGACUGAGCCAUACACAGCGUCCACCACCCAAACCGUGCACGAAGAGCUGGCUAAAGCCAUGACCGCCAUCCUGAAGCCUUCCACUGACUUCCUCACUUGUAACAAGCUCCUCAAGUACUCCUGGUAUUUCUUUGAAGCCUUAAUCAAGUCCAUGGCUCAGUAUUUGAUUGAGAGUUGUAAAUUGAAGCUGUCCCGGAAUCAGAGAUUCUCAGCAUCCUUCCAUCACACUGUUGAGACUGUGGUCAACAUGAUGAUGCCUCACAUAACCCAGAAAUACAAAGACAAUCUAGAUGCAGCCAGGAACGCCAACCACAGCCUGGCUGUCUUCAUCAAGCGCUGUUUCAACCUGAUGGACAGGGGUUUUGUAUUUAAACAAAUCAACAACUACAUCAACUGCUUUAUGCCUGGAGAUCCAAAGACGCUGUUUGAGUUCAAGUUUGAGUUCCUGCGUGUUGUGUGCAACCACGAGCACUAUGUUCCCUUAAACCUCCCCAUGCCUUUUGGAAAGGGGAGAAUACUGAGAUUUCAAGACCUCCAACUGGAUUACUCGCUGACAGAUGACUUUUGUAAGAACCACUUCCUGGUUGGGUUGCUUCUCCGGGAGGUCAACGCAGCCCUGCAGGAGUUUAGGGAGAUUCGACAGAUAGCAAUCCAGGUGCUGAAGAACCUGAUGAUAAAGCACACGUUCGACGACCGCUACACCUCAAAAAGUCAGCAGGCGAGGUUGGCGACCCUCUACUUGCCUCUGUUUGGUUUGCUGCAAGAGAAUGUCAACAGGCUGAAUGUGAAGGAAGUUACCCCCUUCCCCAUCAACCACUGUAACAAUAAUGGAAGAGAAGAUUCCCUCCUCACUAACGCUUUGAUGACACCACCCAGAUCAAGCACUUUUUUGGACACGAGCUUGCACAAAGAUGUUUUUGGAGUAAUUUCUGGAACUGCCUCUCCGCAAACAUCCUCUACACCCAACAUUAACUCUGUGCGCCACGCAGACUCGAGAGGGUCCCUCAUCAGCACCGACUCUGGCAACAGUCUGCCCGAAAGGAACGUGGAAAAGGGCAACUCUUUAGACAAGAGCCAGGCUGCCUCGUCAUUGGGCAGCUCCCUUCUCCGAUGCGAUAAAUUAGAGCAGGCGGAGAUCAAGUGCUUCCUCAUGUGCUUCCUACAUGUGCUCAAAAGCAUGUCUGAGGAUGCUUUGUUCACAUACUGGAACAAAGCUACAUCUGCUGAGCUGAUGGACUUCUUCACACUUGUCGAGGUGUGUCUCCAUCAAUUCAGAUACAUGGGAAAGCGAUACAUCGCAAGGAACCAGGACGGGGCAGGACAUGUAGCACAUGAGCGGAAGUCUCAGACUCUGCCUGUGUCCCGUAACAGGGCGGGAAUGAUGCAUGCCCGCUUACAGCAGCUCAGCAGCCUGGAUAACUCAUACACUUUUAACCACACUUACAGUCACAUGGACGCAGACGCAUUAAAUCACUCUCUGCUGGAGGCCAACAUUGCCACUGAAGUGUGCCUCACCGUCCUGGACACCCUCAGUAUCUUUAUCAUGGGUUUCAAGACCCAGCUAUGCUCUGACCACGGCCACAGUCCACUGAUGAAGAAAGUUUUUGAAGUCCACCUCUGUUUUCUACGGAUCAAUCAGUCGGAAACUGCCCUCAAACAAGUCUUCACUUCACUGCGGACGUUCAUCUACAAGUUUCCCAGCACGUUUUUUGAAGGCCGUGCUGACAUGUGCGCAGCAUUCUGCUACGAGAUCUUAAAGUGUUGUAACUCCAAACUGAGCUCCAUUCGCAGUGAUGCCGCCCAUCUGCUCUACUUUCUCAUGAAGAGCAACUUUGACUACACAGGACGCAAGUCUUUUGUCAGGACACACUUGCAGGUGGUGAUUGCUGUAAGUCAGUUGAUAGCAGAUGUCAUCGGUAUUGGAAGUACUCGCUUCCAGCAUUCCUUGUCCAUAAUCAACAACUGUGCCAACAGUGACAGAACUAUCAAGAACACAGCUUUCCCGUCUGAUGUGAAGGACCUGACCAAGCGUAUCCGAACAGUGUUGAUGGCGACUGCUCAGAUGAAGGAGCACGAGAGAGACCCUGAGAUGCUGGUGGACCUUCAGUACAGCCUGGCUAAGUCUUACACCAGCACACCGGAGCUCAGAAAAACCUGGCUGGACAGCAUGGCUCGGAUCCACGUGAAGAACGGAGAUUUGUCAGAGGCAGCCAUGUGCUACAUUCACGUGGCAGCGCUGGUGGCAGAAUACCUACGGAGAAAAGGAAUGUUCAAACAAGGAUGCUCUGCAUUCCAAGUUGUGACGCCAAAUGUUGACGAAGAGGCCGCCAUGAUGGAGGAUGUUGGCAUGCAGGACGUCCACUUCAAUGAAGACGUCCUCAUGGAGCUUUUGGAGGAGUGUGCCGACGGCCUGUGGAAAGCCGAGCGCUACGAGCUCAUCUCGGACAUUUACAAGUUAAUCAUCCCUAUUUAUGAGAAGCGGAGGGACUUUGAGAAACUGGCCCACCUAUACGACACGUUGCAUCGAGCAUACAGUAAAGUGACAGAGGUGAUGCACACAGGCAAAAGGCUACUGGGCACCUACUUCAGAGUAGCUUUCUUUGGUCAGGGCUUCUUUGAGGAUGAAGACGGGAAGGAAUAUAUCUACAAAGAACCCAAAUUCACGCCGUUGUCCGAGAUAUCUCAGAGGCUCCUGAAGUUGUACUCGGACAAGUUUGGCCAAGAGAAUGUAAAGAUGAUUCAGGACUCUGGAAAGAUCAACCCUAAAGACCUGGACUCUAAGUAUGCAUAUAUACAAGUGACACACGUGACGCCUUACUUGGAGGACAAGGAACUGGCGGACAGGAAGACUGAUUUUGAAAAAAGCCACAACAUCCGCCGCUUUGUGUUCGAGAUGCCUUUCACCGUGUCGGGCAAAAAGCAAGGCGGGGUGGAGGAGCAGUGCAAACGCAGGACUAUUCUAACUACCACACACCGUUUCCCUUAUGUGAAGAAACGUAUCGCUGUGAUGUACCAGCAACACAACGAUCUCAGCCCCAUCGAGGUGGCCAUCGAUGAGAUGAGCAAGAAGGUGGCUGAGAUAAAUCAGCUGUGCUCCUGCAGCGAGGUGGACAUGAUUCGGCUGCAGCUCAAACUGCAGGGAAGCAUCAGCGUCCAGGUGAAUGCCGGACCGCUCGCGUAUGCCCGUGCUUUUCUAGAUGACGCGAGUGCCAAGAAGUAUCCUGAUAACAAGGUCAAACAGCUGAAAGAGGUCUUUAGACAUUUCGUUGAGGCGUGCGGACACGGCUUGGGCAUCAACGAGCGUCUCAUUAAAGAAGACCAGCAGGAGUAUCAUGACGAGAUGAAGGCCAACUAUAGAGACCUGGCCAGAGAGCUGUCGAUCAUCAUGCACGAGCAAAUCAGUACUGUGGAAGACGGCAUCAAAAGCACUCUUCCUGACUCGCUUCAAAUCUUCAACGCCAUCAGUGGCACGCCAACGGGGGCCACCAUCCAGGGCAUCCCCAGCUCUUCUUCUGUGGUAUGAAGAGCCCGAAAGCAGUCAGGCAAGGGAACCAAGGACCUCCUGCAGGCACAGAUUGAACAGGUCUCGCUGCUCAUUUACUUGGCUUUUGGUCUCAGCUAAAGACCAGGACUUUGUGUAUCUUGCAUACACGCACGCGUAGAUUGACAGCGGGGACUCCUGAACAUGACGUGAUGUCAUUUAUCCUCAGAGACUGGAGAUGUUCCCUUUCCUGGAUGCUUCAUAUGCAUGUCCUCACAUGACAUGAUUUGUCUUCUUUUUGAUACAUCAGUCACAUUGUUUCUAUGUACAGUACACUUUUAUAAUUCACUCUAUUGAUGUAUACAUAAGCAGUAUACUGUAUACAGCAUACCCAUCACCCUUGUACAUGAUGUCAUAUUUCUACAAUUGUAUCCUCCUAUAUGUUAGCCAACAUGAAAUUGCUUCACUGUCGUGGGAGGGUUUUAGACUAUUUAAAGCCAAUUGCAUCCAAAAAAAAAAAAAAAAGGUAGACCGAGUUGUUUGUGUAUAUAUGAAAAGAAAAAGGAGCGUGUGCAAUAUUUGCAAAGGGUUUUGCCGUGUGGAGCUCAUACACUGUACUGUUGUUCACCUUCAUGCCAAAGCGAGGAGGGAUGGAACCUGACUGCGCCGACUACGGAGUGGGAUCGUUUGAAGCUUUUACCAUUUUAGUGUUAAUCCAAUUUAAAUAGUUUGUUGUCUUUGGGCCGCAGUUGUUGUUUUUUUUUUUUUUUUUUGUAUUCAACACAAAUCACAGUUCUGCUGUAAGCUGAUGUUCCCCGACGUUUUUCUUUAACUAAAAUACAAGAAUUUCUCUGCAA